AUGGCGUCUAACGUGGUCGUUGAACCCCCUCAAGUCUUGUCUAUUUCGGGUAUGGGCAGCAAGUCACCGAUUAUAAGUAAAUCAAUUUUACUUAAUUCCUCGGAUAAGGGUAGAGCAAGGCCAUCAACAGCUUCUUCACGAGUUACUUUUGGCGAAGAUCAGACGAUUACUAUUCCGUCUAGACCUCAUACAGCAAAAGCGCAGUGUCGCCGCUUUGCUGAAUCACCCGUACGAAGACCAUUAUCAUCUACAUAUCCCCGAAAACGCCAGAUAAAUUAUCCACAAUUUAACAAGACUGUUAUUGGAAAAGGCUACACUUUAUCGAAAGAAGAUAGAUAUUGGAAAUUUACUAUUGAUUCUAAUAAAUUUUUUGGUAAAUCUGAACCACAAGAGCGCAAGUCGUUCAGAUCAUUGUCAGCACAACCCAAAUAUUUCUAUAAUAGUUCAGAUUUAAAAGAUGAUCGUGAUUCUCCAACUGAUAUACCGGUAACUGAUCGAAAGGAGGAACGUAAAUCCAGUCCUGUGACAUCUGCUCGUCAGUAUACUUCGCAUGUCUCCUUUAUCGAAAAUGAAAAGUUAAUGAUUGAGUUACAAGAGCAAGUUUCAGAGCUCAAUCUACUAUUGGAGCAAGAAAGAAGAACAAGAGAUGUUCAAUUAGAAGAAGCACAAUUACGACUUGAUGAAGUUAAAUCGAAAUUAAAAUUAGAACAUGAGGACGACAUUCUAGUUUUAAAGCUACAGUCGGAAAAAACUUUACAAACAGUACAAGAACAGCAUAUUAAAGAGAUGGACGAUUUAGAGAAAACUCUAAAAGAAGAAAUUGAAAGUAUUAAAAGUGAACGGCAAUUCCUGCAAGCUGCUUUUGACAGCUACAAGACACAAAUAUCGAUAGAAAUGGAUGAGAAGUGGACAAAGAGAGAGAUUGAAUUAAAACAGCAUGAACGGCAAACAGUGGAACGAGAACUGGCCAGACAAAAGGAAGAACUGACAAAAGAGAAACGAACUGAGCUAGCAACUUUAGCUAGACAGGGUAAAAUGGAGUUAGAAGCAGUUCGCCAUGAUCAUAAGGCUGAAUUAGAGGAUACUGAAAAUGAAGGCCUCAAAUUACAUAGUAAAUUACGGGAAGCUGAGGAUCAAAUUUUUAAGCUACGAAGUCAAGUAGUUGAAUCGAGGACUAAGUUAAAAGGCUACGAAGAUAAUUUUCAAGAAAAGGUGAUUGAGGUUGAAGAGAAAUUUAAACAGAAGAUUCACACGUUAAUGGCCGACAAUACCUUAGUUCGAAAACGUUUGAUGGAAAAGUGCGAUGAAUUAGUUCGUCUUAAAACCGAUAGUGAACAGAAGCAGGAAACAAGUCGAAGUUAUGCUCGAAAAACUCUGCAGGCUGUUAUCCAUGCCAGAAAUAAGGCCGCUCUUAGUCUGGUUAGCCAAGACACGAAAAAAGACCCUAGUGUAGCAAAAGCAGCUAAACAGUCACGCAGAAGACGCAGUAGUAUGCCAGUUACUCCAUUAGAACAGCAGAUCUCUGUUUUUAAAGCAAAAAUGAAAUCAACGUCGAAACUUCAAGAAUCGAUUGCUCUAAGUGAGGACAGUGAUAGCGACGCACCCUAUAGAUCAGAAACUGCGGCUAGCUAUGAUAGUCCAUUGAAAUCGUCAUCAACCGGAGCAAGAAAUAUACAGUCUGCAGGUUCUCCUAUACCUGCUACUUUAAGGAGAAAAGCACGUAGACCGUCACUGCAAGUUUCGGUUUUAAAACCAGAUAGUUCGUGA
Molecule: messenger RNA, 1767 nt
Organism: Trichoplax adhaerens
Lineage: Eukaryota; Metazoa; Placozoa; Uniplacotomia; Trichoplacea; Trichoplacidae
Exons: 19
Coding region: 1-1767 (588 amino acids)
Cellular component (GO): cytoplasm
Source: RefSeq, a predicted model, not a curated record